This is a messenger RNA of Macrosteles quadrilineatus (aster leafhopper), 1219 nucleotides long. RefSeq lists its product as uncharacterized. The record is from RefSeq and is a predicted model, not a curated record. Bases 1 to 501 code for a protein of 166 amino acids. The transcript is spliced from 3 exons. Lineage: Eukaryota; Metazoa; Arthropoda; Insecta; Hemiptera; Cicadellidae.
AUGCUACAUAUGCUGCAAGCUGCAACCCUACAACAGUCUCACCCACCCCUCUAUCCCUACAGCCCGUGCCAUAUCGCUUACCAAGCUGUAGGCAGCAAACAGCAAGUAAAAGAGAUGAGUUCCCCCAAAGACGACCAUGACCUGUUGUUCCAGGGGUAUCAUGAACGGGUAAGAGCCAUUUUAAAGCACCUAGUUUUCGACAUGCAACUUAAUCCUCUCCACCCGCUCGUUAUCAGCUUCAGCCACCACUUGGAGAUGACGACGGCCUACGACGAGUACAUCAGGGCUCUGGAGGUGAGCCCCCCGAACCCUCAGACCCUGAAGAUGGUUUGCUAUCGUGGGGUGGACCUUCAGUACAGAUACAGUGACAAAGUAGCAACUUCCUUGUAUGAAGAGGAACACAGCCCAAGGGACAAUGGAUGGGAAAGAGAACAGGGGAAGAGUGAGUAUGAACAUCAGAAUGGAAAGAGUUGGGAGACAGAUGGGAGGGAUAGACAGUAAUUGUCUUGAUUUAAAACUCUAAGAUGCUGUUUUUGCCAUGUUGUUUUCAUUGGGUUGUUAAAAUUUGUUUCCAAGUUUAAUCGUUUGGGAUCUGAAUAUAAAGUUUAACAAUGUAAAAUAAUAGCGGGUUUUAAACCAUAGAAAAGAAUAAUCCUCGGUAUCUUUCAUCCCAAAAACCUCGCUCGGCAAGAUACAUCGACAAAGCGGUUUUAGUAAUAUUGACUAUUAAUAUCGUUUGGGUGAUAAUUACAUUGCCAAACCUGUAAACAGUAAGCAAAAUAACUAAUUUUCGCUUAUUCGUUCUCACUAGCUAAAUCAGAUGAUUUCACUGUUGGCAUUUCUAUAAAACACUAACAUAGUAAGCAAAUAAAAAAUAAAACAACCUAAAAAGCAAACACAACCUUGAAAACAUUUUACAUUCAACCAAAAAGUUCAUCUGUGUGUUAUGAUAAUGGUAAUAAUUGUGUUAAGAAACAUCUUGUGUAUUACAAGAACAGUCAUUUCCGCUCUCCGAUCUACAGUUUUCGAUUGGCAAUGAUGUCCUUUGCUCUUUUUACACUAUUGAAGACUGUUAUACCAUUGUUGGUUGUUAUGAUAGUAUUGUAUUGUUUUGGUGGAUCGUUUUUUUCCAAACCCAAGUACCUUAUAUUACUACAUGCAUUUUUACAUACGUUAUGUGCCUUUUUAAGGAAACUUCCAUUGUAAGUGUUUGGUAAAU